Neopelma chrysocephalum (saffron-crested tyrant-manakin) is the source of this 10260-nucleotide messenger RNA. It is a transcript of the gene CPLANE1, whose product is annotated as ciliogenesis and planar polarity effector 1. Gene Ontology annotation, cellular component: ciliary transition zone. The record is from RefSeq and is a predicted model, not a curated record. The transcript is spliced from 54 exons. Lineage: Eukaryota; Metazoa; Chordata; Aves; Passeriformes; Pipridae. Gene Ontology annotation, biological process: cilium assembly. Bases 183 to 9836 code for a protein of 3217 amino acids.
GCAAUGUACUUUGUUUUGCGGCUUCUCUCUCUCAACACCUGAACGAGCAUGUAAUCCGCGCCGCUGAACAGCACAUCGCCCGUGAGCGGCCCGAGCGGAAAUAGAGUUUGGAUUCUUUAUGAAUGUGUGAAAGAGCCACUAUUUGCUUUUCUGUAUAAUGGUUACCUAGAGGCUCAGUAAGAAUGGAGAUCAAGCUCGAUGUGCUCAUCUCUACAUCUAUCAAGCAAAGAAAACCGUGGCCUCGCAUCUCGUGGGUUGGACAGGAAAAAGAGGCUAUUUUUCUUCUAGAUGGUAAACAUAUAAAUGAAAUUAACCUGGUAUCAGGGAAGACAAGGAAGAAAAUCCCUCAGCUGCAGCCAUUGUUGAAAAAUGUGGUUGUCUUAACAACAUCAGGAAAUGCUGCUUGGUUGGCAGGAAUACUUACAACAGGAGAGCUCUUUCUUUGGAAUAAAGAUCAAGACUGUUUGAAAAUUGUGCCAGCAAUUGAAGAGUCCAGGAAAGUAGUGGCAGCAGCACAAGAGUGUUUAAUGAGGUUGUACUUGUAUGUAUCUGGAGAUGGCAGAAAGGCACUAUUAACUACUCCUACAGCAUGUGUCUUUCUGUGGGAGAGCACAGAACAUGAAGAUACAUCCUCUUGUAAAAACUCUUCUUCUGGGCGUUGGACACAAAUUUUACCUGAUGAAUCAGUCGUGUUGCCUUCUACUGAAGAAAAAGAAGUUGGAUUGCAUGCUACUUUCAUACAGAAUGAGAUACUGGGUGAUUGCUGUUUAUGCACUUUCAUAUUUUACUCUGGAGAGUGUUUGGUGCUCACGUUUUUGGUUCUUCGAUGGCACGAAAAUACCUUUAAACAUGUUAGUUCUUUGCCAUACCAGAUCCAGUGGGUACAGCAGACUUGUUCCCUUGCUAACUUGGUUCCUCAGUGUGUGUCUGUAAAGUCAAGAGGAGCUUUGCUAUGUGCGUUUGCAAGAGAUGGACUUCUGUUUGCAGUAGCUGUUAAUCAAGCUGAUCCAAAGGCCACUCAGGUUUUAUUUUUAAACACAUUGAAUUUUGUUACAGUUUCGGGUAGCCUUAAAGGUUGUAGUAGCAAGAGUAACACAGUCCCAUCCAAGUUAAUCAGAUCUUACUGGGUUGGUGAUAUGAGUUGGACUCCUGAUAGCCUUUUCUUGGCUUGCAUGUUAAAACGUGGAUCUUUGAUUUUAUUGACGUGCAUGGGUGAAUUGCUGACCUUAAUUGCAUCUGGCUGCUCUGUAGAAUUUGGACCAGCACAGUUUAUUCCAUUUCAUCCACUAAUAACAUACAGACAGCAGCACUUAUUUUGUCAAGACUCUGGCCAGUCUCCUGCUUCUUCAGAUUCUGAACGUGACCUUAUGAGACAGAAAUUCUCUGUUGCUUCACAUUCGAGAUUACCCUACCUCAUUGUCUCUGAUGGAUACAUGAUAACAGUGCUUAGAUUUCCUAACAACUUUUCACCAUCAGGAUUUAUAAAAUCCCUUUUGCUUGAUUCAACCCAACAGCUUGAAAAUAUCCGUCGGAAUUUGCAGAACUUCAAGUCUAAAGGAAGAUCUCAGUGUUUAAGAUCACUGUUGUCUUUAAAAGCUAGCCUUUUAAAACAAGUUCAAAACCAAAGUUCCAUCUUUUCCACCCUUCCAAAGUUCCUGGAAAAAGACACAACAGAAAUGAUCGAGAAAACUGUGGAUUUACUGGAUUAUGAAGAAGAAUCAGAUGAUGAAAAGCAGUUUUACCGUAGCUCUCCCAGCUUCCAUAACCAAAGAAUCCUUUCAAUUGUUGGUAAAGCUGAUCAAGGCCACUUAGAAUUUGCGUCAAUGUUUGAUACUAUGCAUGCAGAUGAUAUUGAAGAGAAAGAUAAAUCAUCGUUGAAACUAUAUUCCAUUCAGAAAAACCUCCUUACUGCCUGGCAGAUAGGGAUUUCAAAAAAUAUGGAAGAGAAGGAUACAUUGCUGAAUUACACAGUGAACUGCAUUAUCCAUUUUUUCAGCAUUGUUCAGUUUGUGAAAUGUUCUUUGCUAAACCAGGAUGCAUCUUUAAACAAGUCUGUGAAGAAUACUCAAUGGUUGCAUUGUGUCCUAAAGUAUUUUCAGCAGUGUUUGACUGUCUUGUACUGGCAUUCAAGAGCCAGUCUAACUGGACAUGUGGCAAAGCUGACAUUAGAAACUUUAAAACUGCUGCUUAUACAGCAACAAGAUCAGUUGUUCUCUAAAAACCUUUUGGCAUGCUUCUGUCUUUUAAAAAUGGUUUCUCACACUCUUAGUAGUGUGUGUGUACUACAGUAUGAGAAUUUUUUUGCAUCUCCUAAUGGUAAUGUUCUUGUGGAACUGGACUCCCUCACUGUGCCUGUUUUCUCAGUUCUUGAUGACAAUACUACUCAGCAAUUCAGCUCGCUGAAAUCUCUGCUUAGAGAGCCUCCUCGAGUAAACCAUGAUGCAAAAACAGAAAGAAGGUUGAUUGUACUAUGGCGAUUAUUAUAUAAGAAAGCGGUUUGGUAUCAGGUGCAGCUGAAAAGAAAAGUGAACAAGAAUGCAGAAGAAGCUUCUGUUGUCUCAUUGCUUAUAAGUCAUAUACAAGCAACCCUCCAGUCUUCAAGAGUGACAUUAGAACAACAUCUGAAGAUUAAUUCUGUAUCUGGUGAGGAGCAAUUCCUUUUAGGCUCCUACAGAGAAUCUGUUGACACUUGGAAAAGGUCUCUUUGUGAAACCAAGGCAAAAGGAGGAAAAAGAACAUGUUUUCUUCAGACUAGAUAUUAUCUUUCAAUAUUAUUUUGCCACCUGUAUCAGUAUAACUUGUGUGAAGCUCAGGGACUCUGUGAUCAUUUAGUAGGAGAGAUUCUAAGGCGAUCACAUCUUUCAACAAGUCAGAUGGAAAAAUUUUCUGAUACCAAGUAUUUUCAGCAUGAACUAUGGAUGGUAACCAGCAUUCAUACUGAGACUGCCAUGGCUGUGAUUCGGUCCAUGGCACGAUUCAUGGCUGCUUAUUUCACAAAUCAGCUGCUCUAUAUCUUUCCCCCACACAGUGUUGACAUCCUGCAUCCACUUCACAUCAAACAAGACUUGUCUCCUCGUGUUAUUCCACUGCAACACUGUUUGGUUACCAGAGCUGUCAGGGAACAGAACCUUUCAUCUGUGUGGACAGCUGAAUAUGCUCUUGAUUUGUUCUUUAUUGGUGGACUCAUCCCAGAAGCUGUGUGGUUAGCACACACACUUGGGGACUGGAAACUGUCUGUUUCAAUUGGUCUGGCCUACCAGCUGUAUUGUCAGAACUCUGAUGGAUUCUCAAGAGUGAAAAACACAGAACAUCACCUGCCUUUAGGCCUGUCACCAAUGCAGACUUUUCAGGAGAAGUUACGGUCUUUUUUAGGGCAACCAGUAACUUCUGAAACAUCAGGACACAUUAAAUACAAGAAGUUUACAGAUCCCAUUGAAGAGGAAGAUGCAGAUGUUCUUUAUAGUUCAGUACAAGAACUACUGAAAGCAGCUGUUAUGGCAGAUGCUGAUGUUCUCUCAGAGACGUUUCAGCUGUUGAUGGAUUCUGCCAAGGAUCUCAGCAGAAAAUUGUAUGGUUUGGUUCCAGUUGGGCUCUAUCUUCCAGCACCACCGUUAUACUGUCCUCAGCCGGCUUCCCUCAGUGAAGAAGUUGGCAAUGACAUUCUUUUAAAAAUGGAGAGAGAAAUUCGUCAGAAAGUGUCAGGAGUUCUUCAGCGAAUUAUCUUGCUCUUCCGGGCUGCUCGUUGUUCUUGCCCUGCAGCACAGUGGUAUAUUACACAACUGAAGCGAGCAAGAAAAGUUAUGCAGAAAAUUCGAAUGAAAGGAUCUCUUCCUUUGCUGAGUCCAUUCCCAGAGACUUUGCUUCGUUACUGCAAUUUCUGCACUGUUUUGUGUGGAACUACAUCUUCUGAACCUCAUCAGUUUGAUGAUAUUACCUGUAAAAUUUUAGGUUGGUUCAGAGAGUUAUGUGCAUUAUGUUGGAUGUUUCAUGUUCGUGAAAAAUUGUCUGACAACUGUAGGCGGUACCAAGCUGCAAGGGAAAAUAUUAACAAUAUGCAGGAUCUGAAGAAGAAUGAACAUGAUGCCUCCACAGUUGAGCAUUGUUUGAAUGCAGUGGAGUGGGCUUGUCGAAUGCUUCCUUUCUGCAGGUUCAUGAAUGUUGAAGAAUUAGUUCAAGAUGUAAUUUUGAGUCUACUUGGAGAAUUGCCACCAACGAAAAAGGUGGCAGAGAUUUUUGUAAAAGCAUUUCCUAAUCCUGAAGAUAUAAGGGUUCCACUAAGAGAUAAAUACAAUGCACUUCAACAGCGACUCAGACACAGUAUUGUUAAAGUAGGUCCUGAAAAUGAAGAAAUUAUGUCUGUUAUUAUUCAGGCUACUGAAGAAGCGAGAAAGAAGGCCUUGAGACGUGUAAUAAGGAACAUAGGCCCUAUAGAAAUUAAUAUUUGGGAGCCAGCAGAGGAGGAAGCAGCAGAUGAUAAGGAACACUGUUAUGACAGAUUCUCAAUAGGCACUAGUCUAAGCACAAGCACCCUUACUGAUCUUGGGAAUCCUCAGGUAUACACUGAUGCUGACACAGCAGAUACACUUUCUGAUGCUUUGUGUACUGAAGAAAUGAGAGCUCAAAAACCUUCAUUCCAAAGAAAUAAUGAACACCAGAGAAAAGGAGAAAUAGGUAGCAAAAAUAGCACAUGCAAGAUAAAAGCUCUUAACUGGAAAACAAUACAUAAAGACAAAGUAUUUAGAAGAGAUAUGCCUAAUCAAUGUAAUUUGCCUGUAGUUGGUGCAUGGGAAUUUGAACGUGAUGAUGAUGAAUAUGUUAGGUUUUUAGAACUCUUUUUGAGUUAUGUUCUUGAGAGAGACCUGAUAAAGUACAGUGACAUUGGAAUUCCGUUUCUUACUAGUUUUUCUGGACUUCUUCGAGAGCAUGAAUUGAACUCUCUCUUUUUUGAUGUCCACACGACACUAAAACGUCGACAAGGCAAAAGUAGAAGUCAAAGUGUUUUUAGAGCUGGGUCUUGCUAUACUGUCACCCUGUCAUCUUGUGAUCCUGAAACAUCUAUCUAUAACAAAACCCAAAAUAUUUUGGAAAAACCAACAGUUGUGCAGUCCGUUGUACAGACAAAAGAACCUUCUGUGCAUAACCUAAUGAAAGGACUUAACAAAGGAUUAUUUGGUUUAAAACACAAAUCGACUUACAGAGCUCAGACUCAUAAUCAAGGAGUCAAUGUUGCACUAGCAAGCCAGACCUUUCCUAGCCAUACUUCGUCUGCCCUGCAAACUCAGGCAACUUCUAAAUACAUUUACAAAACUGUUGAUGUAGUUGAUACUGUACCAGGAGAAGAACUAACAAUAGAAUUGAUGGACAAGUUGAAUAAUAUUGCAAAAUUGCUUGAGUGGAUGAUCAGAUGGUCUGACAAAAGACUGCUUUGUGGUUCCAAUAAACAAGAUUCCUUAGAAGAGAUUCUUCCAACGAUACACAUGAAAACAUCAGCAGCUGCUGUCCUUACUUCUCUGUGGCUGUUAGAACAGUUAUACAGAGAGAGAUCUCAAACAAAGAGCAUAAAAUAUAAGCAUCCAGAUAAUCAAGAUGUGAAAGAAUUUGUAUCUCUAUCAGAAGCCCAGUCUAGGACAGAGAAAGAAAGUAGUAUGGAUGAAAGCUUUUCCAUAGUGGCCAAUCCUCCUGCCAGUGUCCAGAAUGUGCCAGCCUAUGAUGACUUUUGUGGAACUGAUUUUAGAGUGUCUACAAAGUCAAAAUACUUUGAUAAGAAGGAAAUUAUUCAUGGAAAUUGUUCUGUACCAUGUCCGACUGAAGAUCCUAAUGAAGUAGAACCAUUUGUUUGGCAGGAGUUAGAUGUGGCGUCAGAACGACAAGAGUUCUUUGAGGAGCCGUAUGAAACUCCAAAGAACUCCAACAGCUCUGUCAAGAUCAAACCUGUAGAACAUCCUAGAGAAAAGCAGGUCUCCAUUUCAGAUGCAGAUAGUCCCCAAGAAGAUCAAAAUGUGGAGGAAACAAAGGAAGAAAAGGCUGAACAGAAUGUUAUGACUGAGGUUGUUACUAGCACUGAUUCUCAUUCAUCCUUUUUAAAACAAGAUGCAGAAGUUCCUAGUAAUGCAGGCAUUUCUGUAAGCGAUUGCCAGCCUUCUCAGACUGUUGUGUCAACUACGUCAAGUGUUGCCUCCCACACUUCUGUUUGUGCAAAGAAGCAAGAAGUCAAGGAAGAAGUCCCUCCAGAGGAGAAAUCAAACACAUCAGAAACUGUCAGGCAGAUGCUCCAAGACGAAAUGUUUAAGUUAAUUCAGCUACAGCAGAUCAACUUCAUGAGUUUAAUGCAAAUAGUGCAGUCAUCCUUUGGCAACGUGCCAAAUGUGCAACAAAUGUUGCAACAUCAUCAAUCUGUUCACCUGGCUGGGAGCCAGCAUGCACACACUGCCCAAGGCAAUGGUUCUCCAAAAACACAGCUGCCCUCUCCAGAAAAUAAAGGAAAACCUGGUCAAAAGAGCUCUGAUUUUCAUCGAAGGAAUAGUGUAGAAGAUGAAGGCAACAGUGGCCAUGUAGAAAGUCGUCUGGAUGUGAAUGCCUCUUUAACUCUACUUGAAAGCAACAGCAAGGAAACAGGAUUUAUGUCACCAUCCCAAUAUCAGCAUUCUUCAGGGCCUACUAAACCACUUCAUCUCCUAGUUCCUUCCUCAAACAUCCAGAAAACAGUGAGGUUUAUCCCUAUUGAAAAGAAAACAAGUUAUUCAAGUGGAUUUCCUUUGCUUAGGCUCAAAUCAAGUUAUUUCAAACCAGCAUUUUUACAUCCAGUAGAAAUGUCAUCAGCUUCUGCCAGACCACCCCCAGUACCACGAGUAGCUUGGAGUUCAUCAGAUUCCUUAUGGAACCAUCAGUCAUCAUACACGCCAAGAAAGAGUAAGGCAAAAGAAGAUUCCAGCAGGAGUAGAUGUGACCCUGAGAUCCCAAGGCAAAUGCACGAGGACGAGAGGAGAUGGGCAGAAAGAGUGCAUAGGGAGCCUGCCAAAUACCUGAACCUUGAUCAGUAUGUAGGGCAGCAAGAAGUUUCACCUCAGCUGCAGUUCCCUGCAGACGUGCAUACGUACAGGGUGCCAAUCACUCAGAACCCGGCUGGUAUUCCACUGUUGCACUUGCAUCUUGACCCAGUACCCAGAGUUCCACCAGCUGUAAAGCAGCCAAUCACAGCUACUUUAAUACCUGUUAAACCUGCAACAAAGGAUACUGACUCCAGAGAAACACUACAGGAUGCAGGAAUAUCACUACUUCAGGUUAAUUUACCUCAAAAAAGGAAGGCAGCAAAACUCAUCCCAUUUCAAGAUCUCAUUGCAUUUGAGCAACGCCACCAACAUAAUUCUGUGCUCAGCACUUCCUAUGGACAAGACCAAACUGAACCUAUCCAGUUACUAAAAACUAAUGUUGAACCAUUUGAACUGAGAGAUGUACAGAAAAAUAGAAAAAGAAAAAAAAAGCGUAAUAAGAAACAACUACAAGAGAAGGAGGAGGAGAAGAAACCAACUGUGUCCUUCUGCCCAGAGGCCUCCAUCAUCGCUAUUGGUGACACAGAAAUGGUUGAUGAAUCAGAGACUGAGGAUCACAAGACAGAAUCGGUAUCUUACCCUCAAGAUGGUUUGUUCAUUUCAAUGGACACAAUGGAGGAAGCAAUUACUACUUCAGCAGAUCUACAUUACAUGGCUUCUGUAGGGAAAAAACCAGCAGAAACUCAAGAUGCAAGUACAAAUACUCAUCCAAUGCUCGAGUCAUAUCAGGAUCAUGGAAUCAGUGGUGGAAAUGAGAUUUCCGAAGUUCAAAAAAAUGAGCCAGCCCCAUCUGUUCCUGUGCCAGAAUCAUCUAGUGCCCCUGCAGUGCUACCACCUGACAUGUAUUUAAACCUGAGAUUUCCCACUGAAGUGAAAAAGAAACCUUUACCAUCCUUUCGGUCAGAUGCACCUGAUUUGCAUGAACAUAAAUAUAUCAGUGUGAUCGACAUUGAAGACAGUGACAUCCUUAGCAAUUUGCCCAUGAUACCCGAGUCUGCAGAAGAGGUGGAUGCUGCACAGCAAAAUGAGAAGUUUGAAAUUCCAUCUAGGGCUAAACUUCACCACACAGCAGCUUCUGUUACUAAUGCAACUCUAUGUGAGGCUCUUCAGAAGCAAGGUGACCAUCAGAAAAAUGCAUCAAGCCAAGUGCAAAAGAAAGAUAAGAAGUCAGAUUCUGCUGCAGAUAGUGUAACUUGGAACAUGCUACAUGAAGAUGACAGAACUCUUCCUUCUUCAGAGCUUCCAUCCAAAGUAAUUGGCAGAGAAUACUUUUCCACAAAGCAGCAGGAAAUGGAUAUGCAAUUACAGACACUAGAGAACAUGAUAGAAAAUAUGGAACAGGAUUUCAGAAAUACCAAACUGUUAGUGAAACUAAUAGAAGACAUUGAAAUGGCUACUGAUUCAGACCUUAGUGCUCGUCCUUCAUUCUCUGCAGCUGCUGAAGUCAUUGAUGAUGAAUCAGAACGUUAUUUGAGAGGCAUGAUUUUUGAAGAUGUUACAGAUGAUCAAAAGGAGGGCUUAAACUUGGAAUAUCCUGUACCCAGUUAUACUCCAGUGGAAUUAUACAUCCCUGCCUCUGCAGCCUUGGCUUCUAACUUUCCCAGUGGCAUGAAGUCAUCUUCUGGUGUAGAGUUUAGUUUAGGAGGGAAAGCAGUGCUCUUCCAUCCAGGACAUCCAUACUGCUCUUCAGUUGCAUCUCCCGAAUUCCAAGCUCCUUCUGAGUUCCUGGCUUCUUCAAGCUCUCACAUAUGCAGAGAUUUACAUGAUAGCUCUUUAGAAGAUCCCCUGCAAGUUACUGGUCCGAGUGGUGUUACUGACAUUAAUGAUCGUGUAGUAGAAAGUGACAUGUCUCUGCCGGAGCUGGGCUUUACAAAAACACAAGCUAAGAAAAUCCCCAGGGUUCAUGGUUGUGCUGCUGCACAUUCUCAAAAAACAGAAAAGGAGAGGAAAGAGAUACAAUCAUGGAUGAAAAGAAAGCAAAAGGAAAGAAUGAGAGAAUAUAUGAAGAAACUGGAGGAACAAAGACAGAAAGAACGUUAUCCAUUCAACCUAAGAAAGAAUGUGCAUUAUAGUCCUACUUCAAAGGAUAUUAGAAUGUUCCAGAAGAGGAAAGAAGAAAAAGACAAAUCCCUGUUAUCUGAGCAUCACAGAAUGAGAAUAUCACAGGCACUUUCUCUGAUGAAUGAAAUGUUAUCUGAAACACCAGCACAUGAUCAUAAAACUUUGUCCAGCACCAGAUCACCUCAAGGGUACAGAAGAAGGCAUAUGGCAUCUAGUAAAGGAGGGCAUCUGAACAGUCCUGUUUUGUCAGAAAGGAGCAGAAUUGCUGCCAAACCCAGCUUUGGUCAAAGAAUACACUGUGGCACCCCAGCUCUUGGUUUCCCACAGUCCCAGGGAAAUGCCUGUAUGGCUCUACAGAAAAGUACUUCCAGAGGAAGACCGAGAAAUGCUGCAAACUGUCCUGUUGGUUCUAGGCACUCUGCCAAGUACGGAGUCAGCAGAACCUCAAAACAAAAGCCCCCACAAGUUGACACUGCAGUUCAGACAGAAGGUAUUGAUGAAGAGAGUGAUCAAGAUAUAGGAAGUCCUUGGACUGUGCCUGAUGAUAUCCAAAGAAUACUUCAAGAUUCUCAUGACUCCAUGUUUCAGGACCCUGCAGGGCAUGGCAUGAGUUUCUCUCCUCUGGGUAUCAACACCGACAGCAUUUCUGAAAGCACGGGAAGUAUCCUCAGCAAGCUGGACUGGAAUGCAGUUGAGGCCAUGAUAGCAGAUGUGGAAGAUAAGUGAAAAUUUCCCAGCCACUGUGCACUUCCAAACAGUUGCCAGUGUUUGGUUUCAGUAAAAACAAUAAUUGUUCUACUUAAAAUGGAUUGAGUCUUGCAUUGGCUUCCUUCUUAAGCAGCGUGGAAACUCUCACUGCUUUCAGUCUUACCUCGAUGAAAUUCAAUUCCUUAAUGUGUAGUUUUCUUUCUGUAUGUCUUCAGGUCAAGAAGAACUAAAUAUAGUUGGUAAAGGGAGAUGAACAGUCUUAAACAGAUCCAGGUCAGCUACAUUAUGUAGAAACAUUCAUAUGUACAAAAAAUGUUAUUCUAUUUUAAGAAUACUGCACAACUGUUUUACCUUUGUAUUUAAUAUUUAACAUCAUUCCGAAGUUAUUUUUGUAACAUGAUGGUUGUGAUAAACUGAUUUAAUAAAAGCGAAUUUACUAGUU